AUGUCACCCUCCAAGGCCUUGACAAUAUUCGCUCUAUGUAGCCUGGCUGCAGCAACUUGGACAUCAUCUAAACGCUUUAAACCAGCGGUAUGGAUGCAUUUUCUCUGCACGGCGUCUUCCCCAGAUGCCGAAAACGCAGAGUGGCUCAAGUCCGCGGCCGUCCUGAAAUGGUCAACACCAACAGCCAACCGUCAAACACCCAAUAAUCAGGACAAACGCCACGCGAAUGGUCCUGUUACUCUUAUAUGUUUUCGGCCGAUGGAGGGUAUCUGCGAGCGAAUCUUCCACCUCGCACAAGAAUCCAAUUGGGGAGAUGUCCUUCAAGACCCGUAUCUAUUGUUGCUCGAUAUGGUGUAUGAAUCAUGGUAUCUCCGUCUGGACGAGAGUGCCUGGAAGACAAAUAAUCUUUGCCAAAAUAUCGAAAAGGAUGCAUUCAAAGGCACCAGAGACCUUGACGCGAGUUUCCCGGGCCCACCAGUCGUCGAUAUCUAUUACGUCCACACGAUUGCCAAAAAUGCGAUCUUUAUGCUGGAAGCCGUUGAUGCCACGCUUCGGUCACUCGACGCAGCCAUCGCACAUCACCAAGAGCUAUCAUAUACCAUCUCUCCCCCACAAAAGAAUAAGAAGGAGGAGAAUAGGAAAAUUCUCCAUCUGGUGAAUGGAACAUCGGAUAAACGCUCCCCAAUAUGGAGAGCCACGCAAGGCAUGCUGUUGCACCGCAGGGAGCUUUUCCAGGCAACCAGAUUGCGCACCAUUAGUGUUGAAAAGCGGCUGACCAACAUUAUCAACCUCGCGUUCAACAUUGAUGCUAUGCGAAACAGCCGCAUAACCCAACGCGACAGUUAUAGCUUGAAAGCGCUUUCACUGGUUGCCACCGUUUUUCUCCCUAUUUCGACUGUGGCCACAGUAUUUAGCACGCCAUUCUUCGAAGCCUCUGGUCCGUCGACAUCUCCCCAAGCUAGUGACGUUCAAGGAGGGGGGACUCUGCUUGUUAACAGUAAGUUUUGGCUUCUCUGGGCGGUCUCAAUGCCUAUUAGUGUAGCCCUCAUUUUCGGCUGGUGGUUCUGGGUAAAGGGAGUUGAUGCAGGGUCCAGAACGAGGAGGAUAAGAGAAAAGGACGUUGAAAAGGGAUAG
Trichophyton benhamiae CBS 112371 is the source of this 1134-nucleotide messenger RNA. RefSeq lists its product as uncharacterized. The coding region runs from base 1 to 1134 and encodes 377 amino acids. NCBI's taxonomy places the organism in Eukaryota, Fungi, Ascomycota, Eurotiomycetes, Onygenales, Arthrodermataceae. The transcript has 3 exons. The record is from RefSeq and is a predicted model, not a curated record.